Messenger RNA from Postia placenta MAD-698-R-SB12, 1092 nucleotides. RefSeq lists its product as hypothetical. The record is from RefSeq and is a predicted model, not a curated record. The transcript has 7 exons. Lineage: Eukaryota; Fungi; Basidiomycota; Agaricomycetes; Polyporales; Adustoporiaceae. The coding region runs from base 1 to 1092 and encodes 363 amino acids. Gene Ontology annotation, molecular function: dioxygenase activity.
AUGGCGGACCACGGACCGCCACCAUUCCCAGAUGAUGUCCCUACCCACCCGUUGCUUGUUAUAGACUACGCCCGCAUCAGGGCUGGCGAUAGUGGCGAGAAGGAUAAUCUCUGGAAGGCUGCAACAGAGCUGGGAUUCUGGUACCUGAAGAACCACGGCGUCGAGCACGAGGUGAACGAAAUGUUCAAGCUCGGAAAAGCAUUCAUGGAGCUACCUCUGGACCAGAAGAUGCAAUACGAGGAAGGCGACGACGGCAUGCAGUUCGGAUACAAGGCGGCAGGUCUGCACACCGCUGACGAGCAGGGGACGCUCGAUGCGACGGAGUUCCUAGACGUGGCCAAAGACGACGCACUCGCAUUUCCCAAGGCGAUCCACCGCAGUUAUCCACCGCUUGUUGCAGACGCAUUCCCCACAACACUGACACCGUUUGUCAAGAGGUCCAUCGAGAUCAACGAGACACUGUUGCGUGUGCUCGGCAAGAAACUGGGAUUGGAGGACGGGGUCAUGGAGAGCAUGCAUAUCAAGGAGGAGAGAAGCGGAUGUGUUACCAGAGUGAUCAGGACACCGCCUCAACAGGGAGAGCCGCAAGUGCUCGAGGAGCAAGCACUUUUAGGAGCGCACACCGAUUUCGGGUCCUUGUCGUUCCUCCAUAACCGUCAAGGUGGUCUGCAGGUUCUGGCACCUGGUACAGAACGAUGGCUAUAUGUCAAGCCACUGCCUGACCAUGCGAUUUGCAAUGUCGGCGAUGCGCUGAAUAUCUUCAGCGGAGGGCUGAUCCGUUCCAACAUGCAUCGCGUCGUUGCGCCGCCAAAAGCUCAGGCAGCCUAUGAACGCUACUCCAUGGCGUUCUUCACGCGGCCGCACGACUCUGUUGUUCUUCGUCCGUUGACGAAGGAGAGUGUCGUUGUGGCGAACAAGGUGAAAGAAAACAGCAACUACGCAGAGGAAGAGCGGGGGACGGCAGGGGAAUGGCUUGUAAGGAGACUGAAGAACCUGAGGACAAAAAACUACCAUGGGGUGGAUAGCUACCGACAGCAUCUAGGCACCGAGGAUUAUGGACGGAUAACCGGCGUGGCAGUCGCGGCUGUGUGA